AUUUUUUUUUCCAGAAGCCCCAAAGAAAGCGUAAAUUUAACCAGACUGCACAUUGUUUGUCGAAGAUAAGCGAGCAGUGCAAAAAGUUAACAAAAAUGGCAAGCUCAGAGGGCACUGAAAAGAAUGGUUCUUCUUCAAGGAAGCCCAGGUCUGAUGAUGCCACUCAUAAGCCCAAGUCCAUUACUCUCGACCAGUUCUGCUCCAUAACCAUGCCUCUUAUAGACUUAGAAAAGGAAGCGGAAAUAUCAGCAUCAAUGGAUUCAAUUGCAACACGGAAGCUAGAUGUUUCUCAGAAACGUGGUUCUGCAAUCCUUAGUCUAAAAUGUACAGAUGUGCAGACAGGGCUAAUGGGUAAGAUGCUUUUGGAAUUGCAAUCAAAUAAAGGCGAUCUUCUCCCCUCACAUAAAUUUUCUACUCAUGAUGUGGUUAUUUUAAAGCCAAAUAAGGCAGAGGUUGGAAGUGCUCCCUUGGGGCAAGGAGUAGUAUACAGAAUAAAGGACACUUCACUUACUGUAGCAUUUGAUGAUAUACCAGAAGAUGGCUUGAAUGCUCCACUUCGUCUAGAAAAGGUUGCCAAUGAGGUGACAUACAGAAGACUAAAGGAUACCAUUAUUACGUUGAGCAAGGGUGUGCAGAAGGGGCCAGCAGCAGACCUGGUUCCUGUAUUAUUUGGGGAGAAGCCCCCCACAUUUUCCAAGAAGACUAUUUCCUUUAGUCCCUUCAACACUGGACUCGAUCAUUCACAAAAUCAGCCAGGCUGCAUAGGAGAGCAUGUUCUGCUUUGGCAUUAUUCUCACUUUUCCUCUUUCCUGCUGCAUCGGUCGGAGGAGUUGAUGGAGAAGGCAGCUGUUUCAAAGGCUUUAGGUUCAGGUAAUAUAUUUCUGCUACAUGGGCCACCAGGAACUGGGAAGACUACUGCUGUUGUGGAAAUCAUCUUACAAGAAGUGAAACGCGGAUCUAAGGUUCUUGCUUGUGCAGCCUCAAACAUUGCUGUUGACAAUAUUGUAGAGAGACUUGCAAAUUAUAGAGUAAAAUUGGUGAGACUGGGGCACCCUGCACGACUUCUUCCUCAAGUACUAGACAGUGCUCUUGAUUCUCAGGUUUUGAAGGCUGACAACAAUGCACUUGCAAAUGAUGUGAGAAAAGAAAUGAAGCUUAUGAACAGCAAGCUUCUGAAAGCUAAAGAUAGAAAUAGCAAAAGAGACAUUAGGAAAGAGCUUCGGAGACUUGGGAAGGAGGAGAGGCAGAGACAGCAACAAGCUGUCACAGAUGUGCUUAAGAACUCAGAUGUUAUAUUAACUACUCUGACUGGUGCUCUAUCUCGACAAUUGCAGGGGAUGACAUUUGACUUGGUUAUCAUUGAUGAGGCAGCUCAAGCACUUGAGGUGGCUUGUUGGAUUGCCAUACUUAAGGGGUCAAGAUGUAUACUUGCAGGAGACCAUCUCCAGCUUCCUCCUACUGUGCAAAGUAUUGAAGCUGAGAAAAAGGGUUUGGGAAGAACACUCUUUGCACGCCUUGCAGAUUUGUAUGGCAGUGAAGUAAUGGCCAUGCUUACGGUUCAAUAUCGUAUGCAUCAGCUUAUUAUGGAUUGGUCAUCUAAAGAACUAUAUAAUAGUAAGAUUGAAGCACAUUCAAGUGUUGCUGCUCAUACUCUAAAUGAUCUUGAUGGUGUGCAGAAAACAUCUUCAACAGAGCCAACCCUCAUUUUGAUAGACAUAGCUGGGUGUGAUAUGGAGGAGAAAAAAGAUGAUGAGGACAGCACAAUGAAUGAAGGCGAGGCCACAGUGGCCUUAGGGCAUGCGAAAAAGCUUGUAGAGAGUGGGGUUAAUUCUUCUGAUAUUGGCAUCAUUACACCUUAUGCUGCACAGGUUGCCAUAUUAAAGAUAAUGAGAAACAAAGAGAAGAGCUUAAAAGAUUUAGAGAUUUCAACAGUUGAUGGCUUUCAAGGUCGAGAAAAAGAGGCAAUAAUAAUUUCAAUGGUCCGCUCUAAUGCGAAACAUGAGGUAGGAUUUCUAAAUGACCACAGGCGAAUGAAUGUGGCUGUAACACGUGCACGUAGACAAUGUUGCAUUAUUUGUGACACUGAAACUGUGAGCAGUGACAAAUUCCUCAAACGCCUUGUAGAGUAUUUUGAGGAGCAUGCUGAGUAUUUAAGUGCAUCAGAGUAUCUUUCUUAAUUAACAAUAUUAGUACACAGGCCGGUUAAUAUGAGAAAUGUCUUCUUUUAUUUUGGUGGUUUAUGGGAGAAGGGUGGAGGGGUAAGGGUUGAGAGGGAGUGGGUGGACAAUAUUUAUUUAUUAUAAAUUUAUAAGCAAACACAAAUGUGAUAUUUUUUGCUUUGUAUGGGAAUGCAAUUUAUUCCAUUGAAAUAUACAGGCAUGCCCAUGUUAAAAAGGUAUGAACAUUGGAUGUUUUGUGCUGUUGUGAGCACAUCUAUAGAAUAUUAUAAACUGCAAAAUAUUCACCCUGUAACAAAAGUUUCCAUUUUCAAGUCUGAUAUAGAAGGUAAAGCGAGUAAGGAGGAAAACUAAUUAUGAGGUAUAAAUGACCUUUGCCCAUGAGAAGUCUGCCAUUAAAUCAACAAUUAAGAUGUAAAUAAGUCAAAUGAUUUUUCUGCAAAAUAUCACCUGUCUUCAGCUUUAUCUUGUUUUUACAAAAUUUCAAAGAUCCGUGAAUAAUUUCUUUUAAGCUACUUGCUUAAUUGAAGUGUAUUUAAUGACAAUAUUUGAGUUUCUCGAGUUUACGACUAA
Cryptomeria japonica (Japanese cedar) is the source of this 2750-nucleotide messenger RNA. RefSeq lists its product as uncharacterized. Gene Ontology annotation, molecular function: 5'-3' DNA helicase activity; RNA binding; ATP hydrolysis activity. The coding region runs from base 96 to 2177 and encodes 693 amino acids. The record is from RefSeq and is a predicted model, not a curated record. NCBI's taxonomy places the organism in Eukaryota, Viridiplantae, Streptophyta, Pinopsida, Cupressales, Cupressaceae. The transcript has 16 exons.